UUAUCAAAUUUGUUUUUGUGUUUUUUUUUGCAGCAUGAUUUUAGUUUAAUGAAUACGAAAGCCUUUGCGAACCUAAAAGGCUCUGGCGGUAACAUAUGGGAAGUCUUUGAAGUUUUAGAUGAUGCCCGACGUGCUAUUUUCAGAAAUACCGUCUUUGGCUAUUUUAUUGAUGUCCCUCGUUUACAAGGGGACGCUUUAUUGUUUCAUAAAAUGUUCCUUCAUCAGAUCCGGCCAGACCCUGUUUUAUCUCCAGAUGGAAUAAAACGUUUAUAUUUUCAAGUAGGCAAUACCAAAAUGGUUUAUGGGCCGGAAGAGUUUUGUUUGAUUACCGGCUUCAAUUUUGGGGAGUAUCCAAAAAACAUUGGGAGAAAAGGGUCGGAAAAAUUAAUAAGCAGUAAAAAAAGAUGUUUACUGAGUGAACGGCUAUUUCCGGACCAUACUAAUAGUUCGGUGAAAAUCGGCGACCUGAAAAGUUUAAUUUUAAAUCAAACAUUCCUAGCACUUGACGACCUUGAUGCAGUUAGAGUAUGUUUGAUAUACAUUUUGUGUGAAGGUUUUUUGGGCAAAGAAGUUAACGAUCGGGUGCCACAAGAUUGGUUUUAUUUGGCUGAGAAUUUGGAUCUCUGGAAUAGCUUCGCUUGGGGUAGCUAUCUAUGGGAUUUUACUUAUGUUGACCUUGAGGAUACGUGGAAUAAGAUACAUCAUUAUUUAUCACUUCCUGAGCGUGGUCAAACUUUAAAGUAUUCCGUCUCAGGAUUUACGGCUCCAAUUAGGGUAUAAAAAUUUUAUUAUAUUUAAAUUGUUUUAUUGUUAUAUUUUUUAUUUUAAUUUUAACUUUUAUUACUGUUAUUGUACAAAAUUGUAGAUAUGGAUAUAUGAGAUGAUUCCGGCUGUUCGUGCAUGUGGAUUUGCAUUGAGAAAAAAUAAAGACUUGCCUCGGAUGAAAAGAUAGAGCGGAACAAAAAAAUUGAAAUGGGUUGACGUGAACAAGAUUUGGUCAAAGAUGCAGGUUUAAAAAUAUUUCGUUUAUUAUUAAUAAAGUUGAUUAUUAUAGUUUUAUAUGCAUUUUUAAUAUGUUUAAUUUUUUAGGAGGGGCUACCACCAAGACAAAACAUGUUACCGGGUGAUGGUGAGAUGACAUCUUUUUAU
Messenger RNA from Lactuca sativa (garden lettuce), 1149 nucleotides. The record is from RefSeq and is a predicted model, not a curated record. NCBI's taxonomy places the organism in Eukaryota, Viridiplantae, Streptophyta, Magnoliopsida, Asterales, Asteraceae.